Molecule: messenger RNA, 1110 nt
Organism: Notechis scutatus (mainland tiger snake)
Lineage: Eukaryota; Metazoa; Chordata; Lepidosauria; Squamata; Elapidae
Source: RefSeq, a predicted model, not a curated record
GCGGAGCCGCCGGCGUAGGGUGGGCCUAGGCGGCCUUUCGGAGCCUCGGGCUGGAGUGAGAGGCCAGUCCGUUUGAGGCGGCGGGGAAUCUGGGGAGGCUCCGCGGCCGGACGCGGCCUUUCUCCGGCUCCAGGACGGGCUAGGAACAGACGGACAUGUCUGCUGAUCCCCGGCCAGGCUGGAGGCCCUGGAGAAGCCGGCCGAAGGAGGAAGAAGAAGACACAGGGCCAAGGACGGGUCCAGGCGCGCAGUUGGGAGAGCCGGGGAAAUAUGCCUACGCAGCUCUCUGUGCGGUUUCCUUGGCCUCGUUGUUUCCAGACCAGGAAGAAAGCGCCUACAGGACGGGAGUGGUGGAGAACCUGGUCAGGUGGCUGGAGCUGUCGGACACCGUGAUGCCAUCCAUGCUGGCCUUUGCCGGAGGUCUGGGGGCUGAAGGGACGGAGACCUUCGCUCGGAUUCUUCUGAGCGAGCCGCUCCUGGCGGAUCAGCCCGGCUCCGUUAUGCGGGACCUGGUCUCCUUUUCUCUCAAGGAUGGCGUUUCUCUGGAUUUUUUUUUUCACCCCUCCCGUUGGCUCUGCCUCCUCCCAGGGAUUGUGACGGCCCUCACCUGGCCUGCUUCGCUGCUGGCGGUGGCUGGUGUGAUCGACAACCCCUGGGGUGUGUGUCUCCAUCGCUCCACUGAGGUGGGAAAACACAUGGCGCAGAUACUUCUCAGCCGGCGGCAGGGCAAGCGGCCGGUGACCCUGGUUGGGUUCAGUCUUGGCGCCAGGGUGAUCUACUUCUGCCUGCAGGAGAUGGCCAAGGAGAAAGAUUGCGAAGGGAUCGUUGAAGACGUGGUGCUGCUGGGGGCCCCGGUAGAAGGCGAUCCCAAAUCCUGGAAACAGAUCACCAAAGUCAUUUCAGGCAGGAUCAUCAAUGGCUUCUGCAGGUAUUGUUGGUCCCAACAGUGGAGCAGACACACAAGCACAUUUUCUUUUUUUCUCUGUUUUCCUCUCACAGGAAGUUUCCUAAUUUCCAUGAAAAUUGGCUUUUCAAAUUUUGAUCCUCUGCUGUGACUUCAACUCUUACCCAGGAGAUAGCCGCAGGCUUUAGGCUGAUGAUAGAAUAGGA